This is a messenger RNA of Ogataea angusta, 3855 nucleotides long. RefSeq lists its product as uncharacterized. Gene Ontology annotation, molecular function: protein binding. The record is from RefSeq and is a predicted model, not a curated record. NCBI's taxonomy places the organism in Eukaryota, Fungi, Ascomycota, Pichiomycetes, Pichiales, Pichiaceae. The transcript has a single exon. Bases 1 to 3855 code for a protein of 1284 amino acids.
AUGAGUAGCGAAAUAGACAUCCGGAAGCUGAAAUGGGUGCCUGAAAGUAUUGGCAGACUUCAACGGUCAAACACCAAGGGGAUUGUGGAGAAUCCCAGAUACGGCACUGGAGAAAUCAAUCUUGAGAAAAGGUUCACCGGAGAUCAAUGCUUCAGGUCCAAUAGCAUUCCCAAAUCAUUCCAGCUUAGUAGGGGAGGGUCGAAUAUUGUGAUGAUCGAUUCUGUGAAAGACGUCGGUGAGCAUUCAGAUCAUUUGGUUCUUGUGGACAUGAGAAAACUCAAGUAUAAAUAUGGUGAUCGCGAAACAUACCCGAACCUUUCAGAGAGAAUCUCACUCCCCAGAAUUCGAGAUGUCAAAAUGUCCAAACACCAUUCAGUUGUCCUCACUACAGAGCCCCAGGCCAACAUAUUCGUCAAAGGAUUGGGCACUCGGGGUCGUUUGGGAUUGGGAAAUGGACAGCCUCAAGACGCUUUUGUUGGAAUUCCUGCUUUUGAGAAAGAGCGGGUUUUGUUUGCGGAUGUGAGCAAUGACCACUCAAUAUGUUUGACUGCGGACGGCAACGUGUAUACUUGGGGCUUGAACUCUUACGGUCAGUUGGGCUAUCAAGUCGACUUGCUUCCUCAUCAAACAGAAGCUUGUGUUUCUGUUCCAAGACUAGUCAAAACAGGGGAUUUGAAGAAGCAGACAAAUUGCCAGAUUCUCGGAGUCAGCUGCUCGAAAUUCCACUCUUUGGUUUAUACGAAAAGCGAGAUAUAUUUUUGGGGUUUGAACGUUGGUCAAUUCGGGUUCAGUCCUUCGGGAAACACAAACAAAGUGCCUGGUAAGAAUGGAGUUGGUAUGAUUCAGGUAAACCCAAGAAAAUUGGCAUUCACCUAUGGAGAUAUUAGGAAUGUCUCUGCUGCAGACAGUUUCACAGUUGUUCUAAACAAUACCAACGAGCUGCACUUCUAUCUCAACGGCUUCCACUCAAAAGUGAUACCUCCGCUGCUCAACAAAAUUGACUCAAAAUCCUUCAACACUUUCCGUCCGCGUGUACUUUCGCAGAGAAAGUCAAUAUCGAAAAUCGUGGCGCAGAAAGGAUGCGACUCGUGUCUUCUUUUGCUCGAUAAUGGAGAUAUUAUACAGCUCAAUUUUGACGUUAAAAGUUUGGAUAAUGCUUCGUUUCAAAAAAGUGUUCGUUUUGCCACCAUCUGGAAGGCCUCAAAAGAGCACUUGCGAUGCACAGACGUUGACAUGGGAAAUGAUGGCUCUAUAAUCAUCUCGGUCCAGGACGGCUCCGCGUAUAAACGUAUCAAGCGUGCUGUCGUGAAGGAUUCCAAGUCCUCGCACGGCUACAUCUCGAAAAAAUUCAAGUUCUCCAAGAUCGUUGGUCUCAAUAAGGUUGUUAGAGUGGUUUCUGAUCCUCUGUUUUCCAAUUUUGCGUUUAUUCGGGACGAUACCGAUCUUAUACCUCAUAGACUAGCAAAGUCGUCUAUUCUUCGGGAUUUUUAUAACCUGUCGCCAUUAUGCGAAAUACAGGAUGAUCGACUUGUUCAGCGUCGUGCCAUAGUCGACAAGGUGGGCAAGUCAUCUAUGUCGUUGGACACCAGCUUCAAAACCAACUUUGUAUAUAGAACCAAGGUUUUGGAUGUUGGAGAGGAGGAGACUUUAUUCGGGCAGCGAGUCAUUGAAGAGGAUUCGAAAGCUCAAUCAAAUGACUUAAUUGUCAAUCUCCAGAACACCAGGUGGACACAGGACAAAGAUAGCACUGAUACGGUAGCGAGUAUCAAUGAUGAUGACAUCGUUCGCGAGACUCUGAAAUCGGAGAACAUUGAUUAUUGGCUGACCAUGAAGGAUUUUGCAAAAGGAAAAUACUAUGAUUAUACAGUGUCCGUUGAUGGCGUCGAUAUAGGCGUGCAUCGAGAAGUGCUGGAGCUGCGAUGCGAAGUUCUUCGCAGCUUAAUUCACCAAAAUGGCACUUUGGAGCGCAAUGGGGUCGUGCUGACCAGUACCCCAAGAAAACUGGAAUUUACCGGCAAAAUCACCCUUUGUGCAGUGCUUGUGGCUCUACAUUUCUUAUACACUGACCAGUAUCUCGACGUGUGGACAGACUACCCGCUGGGGAAAACUCCCAAACAUGUGCAGGAGAGCAAAGAGGCUUUUGAGAACAUAUCCAAAAUGCUGCGUAUUGUCUCUCCUAUGGGCCGUGUUGAAUGUACAAACCCAUUGCGCAGCGACUUGGUAAAUCUACACGGUGACUGUUUGGUCAAGUUGCAAGACAAAAAUGUGACUGUUUUCAAGCCGCUCCUAGUUGCGAGAAGUGCAUAUUUCGAAACGCUCUUCUCCAGCCGGUGGAAUAUGGAUUUUGCUUCGUUACCUGACAUCAACUCGGUUGUGUUUGGGAUUAUACUGAAGUACCUUUAUGGCCUGGAAUAUGAUGAACUAUUCAAUGAUGUGGAGCAAAUUGACGAUGUCACGUCGUUUAUUAAUCUCGCACUGGAUGUCAUGGAUGCUGCUGAGCAACUCAUGUUGGACGAACUGAGCGAUAUUUGCCAGCUAUUAAUAAAGGAUUUUAUCAGCUUGGACAAUGUGCAAUAUUUGCUCCGCCAUUCAUACAACAUGAAGGCUUACAAACUAUUUGGUAACUGUUUGUGGUUCAUGUACAAUAACUUGGACGUUCUCCUUCUUGACCCAUGUUUUGGAGAGAUGGUUGAGGAAGAAGAGAAUGCGUUUUUAAACACAGUCAAUGAUGCCAUGAAAUGGUUUGCAACCCUCAAAAACCACCAUCGCGAGACACCUGCUCUCUAUCUGCAAAACAAUCCGGAGCUCAUUCGCGAGAUGGUUGAUGACAUGGACAGUUACAACGGGCACUUCAUUCAUCCUUUGCUUUGGGACGUUUCCAGACCGGUAUUCGAGGACCAGGCACCAGUGCCGAAAAUCAGCUCGGCAGAGCGCAGAAGACGGUCUUCUGCAAGACGUCUUGAGGAAAAUAAAUCCAACGUUCCCGGCGCAACGGCUAAACCGCGCACUUUGUCCAAGGUUCUGUACACUCAAAAAAUGCUCUCGCAAAGCACUGAAGAAUCUGAUGAAAAUGCCAUCGCCGAUGAUGAUACAGAUAAUGAUUUUGUCUUGGUCACAAAUAGAAAACCGUCCGCCAGGUCAAGCUUCUCGGUAUCUAGUCCGAUUCCUAUACAAAAGAGCGGUUCUAUCAGCAAUGCGAAAAAGCUUUCGCCUCCUCCAGUUUCGCCCAGCAGUUCUGGCCAUAUAUCGGUCACCAUUCAUCACGAAACCCCUAACACGAGUGCAGGAAGUUUUCUAACGCUAGCCGAAUCCUAUGGUUCUCCCGGAACUCCUGGAUACAAGUCCACCAGCCCUGCUCCUCCCGUUGUCAAGGCAAGCUCCAAAAGUAUGCCUCGACUAUCGCAAAGGGAGCGGAUCAAGAGAGGCAAGCAGCAACAGUCUUUAGCUACAGGUUCUAGUAUCAUGAACAACGUCAAUGUAUGGGGAGCUUCUCCUCCAGAUACUCCUUCAAAACCUUACACCCUGGUGAAUCAAAGUGAGGUGCUUGCAUCUGUGCCGUCUUUCGAGAGCGUUCUGCAGGAGGAAAAGAUGCUUCAAGAGAAGCAGAAUCCUCAGCCGGUGAGAUCUUUUGAAGAUAUACAGAACGAGGAGCGGUUUGAGCAGUGGUGGGCCCAGGAAAGCGCGCGUGUGCAGAGAGAGCUCCAGCAGGCACAAGAGGCAGAUAGGCCUCGUCAAAAUCGCCGGAACAGUCGCAAAUCUUCCAACUCCAAAGACAGUAGCCAAAGAGACGGCUCCAAAAAAGUACCCAAAAAGCACUAUCAGCGUCGUGCUGAUAGUAAAAUUGAGGUUAAAUGA